Symbiodinium sp. CCMP2456 is the source of this 372-nucleotide messenger RNA. The record is from the annotation of a GenBank genome assembly. Lineage: Eukaryota; Dinophyceae; Suessiales; Symbiodiniaceae.
AUGGUGCGCGUGAAGGCAUAUGAGCUGCGCAACAAGACCUCCAAGGAGCUGCUGAAGGAGUUGGACGACAUGAAGGCUGAGUUGGCCCAGCUGCGCGUCUCGAAGGUGUCGGGCGGCGCUGCUUCCAAGCUGGCAAAGAUCAAGACCGUUCGCAAGGCCAUCGCCAGGAUCUUGACCGUGUACAACCAGAAGCAGAAGGCAGAGGCCAGGAAGCAGUAUGCCGGCAAGAAGUACGUGCCGCUGGAUCUGCGACCGAAGAAGACCCGCAAGAUCCGUCGUGCCCUCAAGAAGGAGCAGAUCUACGCGAAGACCUCCCGCACCAAGACUCGCGAGCAGAACUUCCCCAUGCGCCGCUACGCCGUCAUGAUGUGA